GGAUCAUCCCCUCAUCUGGUGGCCUGAGGCUGUCAUCUGUUCCUCACCUUUCAGGCACUGAUCCCGGCAUUUUCAGGCACCACUUCAGGCACGUGAAGGCAUCGGUUCAGGCAUAAUCAGGCAUGCGGGGCCAGGCACCCGCACUCCUGCCUCAGGCUACCACUAUCAUGUGAUUUAUCUUUUUUUUAUCUUUAUUUUUUAUUUUCAAUUUUCUUAAUAUUUUUUCCCCACUGCAAAUCAUCAAAUCAUUCUCCAUCUUCUCAUUUCUCCCUCCACUCCUGGAUUUUCCUCCUCUUCUUUCUUCUUUCCUCUUUCUUCUUUUAUUUAUUGAUGCCAUAAACAAUCAAUCAAAAUGCCCCUCUCCCCCGAAGACGAGGUCGUCGCCAUGGUCCAAUCCGUCACCCCUCCGACGGUCCCCGCUCAUCGCUCCCACGACCCCUCCAACAAUCAGAAACGCACCGACCCCUUCCUGUUCGGCUCGCGCUACCUUGAAGAAGGCGACGACGUCUUUGAGUUCAAUGCCUGGGAUCACGUCGAGCCCGAUGACGAGUUCAAGGCUUUCGCCGAGACCCAGUACGCCAAGCAGCGCGAGGCCCCCGUCUCCGACUUCGACCGCAAUCGCUUCAACGCCGACCCCGCCAAGUGGUGGAACCUCUUCUACAAGAACAACACCGCCAACUUCUUCAAGGAUCGCAAGUGGUUGCGCCAGGAAUUCCCCGUUCUCGCCGACGUCACCAGCCCCGGUGCUGGGCCCCAGGUCGUGCUCGAGGUCGGCGCCGGCGCCGGCAACACCGCCUUCCCCCUCGUCGCCCACAACCAGAACGACGAACUCAUGGUCCACGCCUGCGAUUUCUCCAAGACCGCCGUCAAGGUCAUGCGCGAGAGCCAGCAUUACGACCCCAAGCAUAUCGUCGCCGACGUGUGGGAUGUGGCCGCCAAGCCGGACGAGAACGGCGACGGCCUGCCCCCAGGCCUGCCCGAGGGCUCCGUCGACGUCGUCGUCCUCAUCUUCAUCCUCUCCGCCCUCUCUCCCGCCCAGUGGGAGCAGGCCCUGCGCAACAUCUACCGCGUGCUCAAGCCGGGGGGUCAGGUGCUGUUCCGCGACUACGGACGGGGCGAUCUGGCCCAGGUGCGCUUCAAGAAGCAACGUUACAUGGGGGAGAACUUUUACGUUCGGGGUGAUGGAACCCGCGUCUACUUCUUCGACAAGGAAGAGCUGCACCACAUGUGGAGUCGGUGGACGCCGGAAGGGGGGUUGCCCCCGACCCCCGAGGGCGACUCCUCCCCCGCGGAGGCGACCGACGCGUCGACCCCUUCGACCGGGGUGUUUGACAUCCAGAAGCUCGGCGUCGAUCAUCGCAUGAUUGUCAACCGCCAGCGCAAGCUGAAGAUGUACCGGUGCUGGAUCCAGGGCCACUUUACGAAGCGGGUGACCGGGACGGAAGCCGAAACCACGGGGUGAGCGACAACCCUUAGGAUGAGACUUACCUUAGACGUGGCUGCCACGGCUCCCUCAUGGUCAAUCUAUUGACGGUACCGAGGAUCACCCUACGCGUGGACUCCCGUCGCGGUGACGCAUGAUCCGGAGCAUUCCAGUCCUUGCAGCACUGAGACAGGACCGAAAGGUUCUAGAUAGACCAUAGAUCAGAUUCAUGAUGUAACGAUAGCGAGACUCUGAAGCCCGCAUGAGUCUCAUGAAAUACGCCUUUCAUGACCGGCAUC
Molecule: messenger RNA, 1722 nt
Organism: Aspergillus candidus
Lineage: Eukaryota; Fungi; Ascomycota; Eurotiomycetes; Eurotiales; Aspergillaceae
Product: tRNA(Thr) (cytosine(32)-N(3))-methyltransferase
Exons: 1
Coding region: 353-1462 (369 amino acids)
Molecular function (GO): tRNA (cytidine-N3)-methyltransferase activity
Source: RefSeq, a predicted model, not a curated record